Molecule: messenger RNA, 2045 nt
Organism: Electrophorus electricus (electric eel)
Lineage: Eukaryota; Metazoa; Chordata; Actinopteri; Gymnotiformes; Gymnotidae
Gene: ctsa
Product: cathepsin A
Biological process (GO): proteolysis
Molecular function (GO): serine-type carboxypeptidase activity
Source: RefSeq, a predicted model, not a curated record
UUGAGUUGGGAAGGUUGUGUCAGUAAUGUGACUUGAUCACGGGAACCAUGUCACAUGAGCUUGUGAUUUUACUUAAGUGCGAUAAGUUUCCAGCUACGCGGUCACAGCACGACUGCUAAUACGAGUCUCUUGCUCCAUUCUACCGAUGCGUCUACUGGUGGUGUGUUUGCUGUUUGGGGCGAUGGGAGUGUUUGGUGCCCCAGAAGCAGAUGAGAUCAAGUAUCUUCCCGGACUUCCAAAACAGCCCAGCUUCAAACAGUACUCUGGAUAUUUCCACGUGACAGAAAACGAGCACCUCCACUACUGGUUUGUGGAGUCUCAGAAAGACCCAGCUAACAGUCCAGUGGUUCUGUGGUUAAAUGGGGGCCCAGGAUGCAGCUCCUUGGAUGGCUUGCUUACCGAGCAUGGGCCUUUUCUGAUCCAAAAUGAUGGCAAUUCUCUAAACUACAAUCCUUAUUCUUGGAAUAUGAUUGCCAACAUGCUAUACCUGGAGUCGCCAGCCGGUGUCGGGUUUUCCUACUCUGAUAACAAGAACUAUACCACAAAUGAUACAGAGGUGUCAAUGAACAACUAUUUGGCCCUGAAAGAGUUCUUCAGGCUCUUUCCAGAGUACCGCACGAAUGAGUUUUAUCUCACUGGAGAGAGCUAUGGGGGCAUUUAUAUCCCUACACUGGCUGAGCGAGUUAUGGAAGACAGCAGCAUCAAUCUGCAGGGUAUAGCUGUUGGGAAUGGCAUGUCCAGCUAUGAGCUGAAUGACAACUCGCUGGUCUAUUUUGCAUAUUACCAUGGACUGCUUGGAACAAGCUUAUGGACUGAUCUGCAGACAAAUUGCUGCAAAGAUGGAAAAUGCAACUUUUAUAAUAGUACUGAUCGUACAUGCUCAUACAACGUAGGGCAGGUGGCGAAUAUUGUCUACAGAUCUGGACUGAACAUGUAUAACCUGUAUGCUCCAUGUCCUGGAGGAGUUUCCACCAUGAGUGAAGAAAAUGGCCAGUUGGUGAUCUAUGACCUGGGUAACAACUUCAUCGAACAUGAGUUUUCUGUCUCCUGGAACCAGAAACUGCAAGUUAUGGCCCCUGCAUUCAAAUCAGUGAAGCUCAACCCUCCCUGCACUAAUUCUACACCAUCUUCCCUGUACCUCAACAAUCCCUAUGUCAAGUCUGCUCUUCACAUCUCUCAAGAUGCACUUGCCUGGGAAAUAUGUAGUGCUGUGGUGAAUUUGAACUACAAGCGUCUCUACAUGGAUGUGACCAAGCAGUACUUGAAGCUCCUUGGAGGAAUGAAAUACCGUAUCUUGGUGUACAAUGGAGACGUGGACAUGGCUUGCAAUUUCCUAGGAGACGAGUGGUUUGUUGAAUCCCUUCAGCAACAGGUUCAAGUGAAACGCAGGACAUGGCUCUUCUUUAAUGGCAAGAGUCAGCAGGUGGGCGGCUUUGUCAAGGAGUUCUCCAACCUGGCUUUCCUAACUGUCAAGGGUUCUGGUCACAUGGUUCCCACUGAUAAGCCCAUAGCAGCCUACACCAUGUUCAGCCGCUUCCUCACUAAACAGCCUUAUUAAUGAUUAUGUAUGGGGUUCUGCUAAUGUGGGUUUUGAACUUGCACUGAUUCACUGUGAAAAGAACUUGAACUUGACCAAGCACAUAUCCCUGUCUGUUCUAGAGUAAUCAAACUUGUUAUACUUAGCUGUCUGGGUGUGGGUGUGAUCUCCAAUCUCCUUUCAUGGCAGUUGAAUGACACUUGUCCAUCUAUUUGGCAUUAAUUUUUACCAUUAAUGAAUGCUGAGCAAUAAAUAGAUAAGGUACUCUAGUGCCAAAUGGAAUAACACCAGAUGUUCAGAGAUUGGCUCCAGUUUAUAAAGCUGAUCAAAUGAAACUUGGAUUGACCAAGUCUGAAUAUUUUAAUAAGGAUUGUUCAAUUACAGAACUUGUCUUUUUAAAUAUGAAAUGGUAUGUUUGCUUCUGUGCCUUUUGAAUUUUUAUUGGUUCCAAAAAGGAUCCCUUCCACUUGAACAAAAGGAAUAAAAUGGUAAUUGUGUUGCACUGAGA